AUGAUCUCAACGAGAAAGCUUACUGGCGGGUCACAGUUCAAGAAAUUAUACGUGGAUCUCAGCGACUGCAAAGUAAAUACCAACGAGCAAGGCCAGGAAGUUAAUAUAGGGUUAGUUCCUCAAAGUUCCGAGUUUAGAAGACGCAGGGAAAGCACUUCGAGUGAAGACAGCAGGGUGUUCGACUUUGAGCAUCACGCAUAUUCCAAAUCUUUACAAUUGAAAUAUAAGGUCAUGGACAACAUAAACCCCUGUGAUCCUGGUGGUAGAAAUAGAAGCAACUGGUUAAAGUAUUUUGUGCUGAUAAGUAUCACGAGCAUUAUGUACAUUUACAUACAAACGCUGCACAGUUCAGAUUCUAUUAAAAGAUUGGGCAGAGAUUUGGAUAAAGUGAAGCUCAAUAUAGAGGAUUCGAAAACCAAACUGAACAGGAUAGAGAAGGUUCUGAAUAACAUCAAACAGCAACAAGAUAAACAGCACAAUGGUUUAAAAAGUGCUAUAUCUCAGGAAAUAGAAAAAUUCAGUUCCGACAAAACUGGCAAAACAGAUUUCGCGUUGGAAGCUACAGGUGGAAAAAUAAUUCAGCUGUCACCUGGAACUGAAAAUUUCGAACAGGCCGUGACCUUUUUCGGCAUGAUGUUGUGCGAUGGCAAACACGGACCUAGAGCGAUGAUCCAGGCCGACAUGUCUCCCGGUAACUGUUGGGCCAUCAAGGGAACCAGUGGCGGAGCCAUAAUUAAACUAAUAGGACGCGUCAAAAUUGAUUCGGUCUCUUUGGAGCAUAUAUCGAAGAAUUUGUCCCCAACCGGGGAAGUCUCGUCAGCUCCAAACAACUUUUCCGUAUGGGGCUUGGUUAAUCUCUCGGAUAGAGGUCAGAUCCUGGGGACGUUUUCCUAUAACAUAAACGGGGCCUUAGUGCAAACUUUUCCAAUAUCUAACCAUAAUAGUUUCGAAUAUGUCGAGUUCCGGGUUCUGACAAAUCAAGGACAUCCAGACUUCACCUGCAUUUAUCGAUUCAGAGUACACGGACAAUUAACAAAAGAAGACCGUUGAAAUGAGAAUAUGCCACUUCUAAUAGUAGAC
This is a messenger RNA of Anoplophora glabripennis (Asian longhorned beetle), 1080 nucleotides long. Its product is annotated as SUN domain-containing protein 2-like. Gene Ontology annotation, biological process: nuclear envelope organization. The record is from RefSeq and is a predicted model, not a curated record. The coding region runs from base 1 to 1050 and encodes 349 amino acids. Lineage: Eukaryota; Metazoa; Arthropoda; Insecta; Coleoptera; Cerambycidae. The transcript has 8 exons. Gene Ontology annotation, cellular component: meiotic nuclear membrane microtubule tethering complex; nuclear envelope. Gene Ontology annotation, molecular function: protein-membrane adaptor activity.